Messenger RNA from Aureobasidium vineae, 660 nucleotides. NCBI's taxonomy places the organism in Eukaryota, Fungi, Ascomycota, Dothideomycetes, Dothideales, Saccotheciaceae. The record is from the annotation of a GenBank genome assembly.
AUGCGCAGCCAGCAAGAGCAAGCUCGUGCUGAGCAGCAGCGCAUCAAGAACUUGGUCCUCAAUUACGACCUCCGCGACGACGACCCCAACGAUGGUGAAUCAUCCUUCCACUAUGUUUUGCAGCCCAACACGAACCGCACGGUUCUUGUAGGCAAAGGCGCUUUGAACCAACCACUGUCAUCUAGGGAUUCCAACAAUCCUGUGGCGACAAGCACUUCCAACACAUUCAAAUCAAGCAACUAUGGCAAUGUCAACACUGCUCAUGGUAUAAGUCUUCAUACACNNUCUCCCCCUUCUGCGAUCACAUCCUCCUACGCCUGCACCCGCAACAACGAAAAUGCAAAGCCCAGAGCUGCCGCAUCAACCACAAAUGCUGACUUUUCCUCUUCUACUUCCACAGCAGCUUUAGAUGCACAGUCCCCCUACAACCAGCCUCGUGUUGACAAAUCAGGGACUUCACGUAACGUCACCCGAAGCAGAAAGUUGCAGCUCAGUGAUGUCGACUGGUAUGCCAAAACUCCCUCCAAUCCCCAAGCACCAUCGCAGAAAGAAAAGCCAGAGACCAAGUUGAGCUUGGAUUCAUAUAUUGUCGCGAGCAAGAGGCAGAGAAAGCCUUCUGAAAAGAGAAACAAAGGCCCGGAUGCUCUGGGCAAUUUUUGA